UUGGUGGGGGCUGGGGGGGGGGGGGAGGGGGAGGAGAAGGCGGAGGGGGGGCGCGAGAAGGGAGAGCAGGGUGGCUCAGGCAGUCACUCAAGAGAGUGAGCGAGUUCUUUAAAGAUGGCCGGAACGGCGGCGGCGGCGGCGAGCGCGACCCCUGUGUAUUGCGUGUGCCGGGAGCCUUACGAUGUGAACCGCUUCAUGAUCGAGUGCGACAUAUGCAAGGACUGGUUCCAUGGCAGUUGUGUUAGAGUAGAGGAGCACCAUGCUGUUGACAUUGACCUCUACCACUGUCCCAAUUGUGCAGUUCUUCAUGGACCCUCCUUAAUGAAGAAGAGAAGAAACUGGCACAGACAUGACUAUACAGAAUAUGAUGAUGGUUCAAAGCCAGUUCAAGCUGGAACCCGAACUUUUGUUAAACAGCUACGUGCCCGUUCAUUCCCAAGUGCUGAUGAAAUCAUUUUGAAAAUGCAUGGAAGCCAAUUGACGCAAAGAUACCUGGAAAAGCAUGGGUUUGAUGUUCCCAUUAUGGUACCUAAGUUAGAUGGCUUAGGCCUCAGACUCCCACCUUCUACAUUUUCUGUUCUAGAUGUGGAACAUUAUGUAGGUGGUGAUAAAGUGAUAGAUGUUAUUGAUGUGGCAAGACAAGCAGAUAGCAAAAUGAAGCUCCAUAAUUAUGUUAAGUAUUUUACAAAUCCUGAGAGACCAAAAGUAUUAAAUGUGAUAAGCCUUGAAUUCUCAGACACAAAGAUGUCUGAAUUAGUGGAAGUUCCUGAAAUUGCCAGAAAACUUUCAUGGGUUGAAAAUUACUGGCCAGAUGACUCAGUCUUCCCUAAGCCUUUUGUUCAGAAGUACUGUUUAAUGGGAGUUCAAGAUAGCUACACAGAUUUUCAUAUUGAUUUUGGGGGCACUUCUGUUUGGUAUCACGUUCUUUGGGGUGAAAAGAUCUUUUACUUGAUCAAACCUACUAAUGAUAACCUGGCAAUUUAUGAAUCCUGGAGUUCAUCUGUUACCCAGAGUGAAGUGUAUUUUGGAGAUAAUGUUGACAAGUGUUAUAAAUGUGUUGUGAAGCAAGGACAUACCUUAUUUGUUCCAACAGGAUGGAUUCAUGCUGUACUCACUUCUCAGGACUGUAUGGCUUUUGGAGGAAACUUCUUGCACAACCUCAAUAUCGGCAUGCAGCUCAGGUGUUAUGAAAUGGAGAAAAGGCUAAAAACCCCAGAUCUUUUCAAAUUCCCUUUCUUUGAAGCCAUCUGUUGGUUUGUGGCCAAAAACUUACUGGAAACUUUGAAAGAGCUGAAAGAAGAUGGUUUUCAGCCCCAAACUUUCUUAAUACAAGGAGUGAAAGCUUUACUUACUGCUUUAAAGAUGUGGAUGAAAAAAGAUCUUGUAACAGAACAUGCCUUUGAAAUUCCAGACAAUAUUAGGCCUGGACAGCUAAUUAAGCAGCUUUCUAAAGUAAUUCGAUCUGUAGAGGAAGAGAACAACAAACCAACAAAAACUCAGGGAACUGGUGUGUGUCAAGUUUCACGGUCAUCAAGUGAAUUGGCCUCCAUUCAUCAGUCCAGAAGAAGAGCAAGGAAGCUACGAGAUCAGUCUAUCAAAACACCUUCUAAUCUGGACAUUCUGGAGCUCCACACAAGAGAAGUUCUUAAAAGAUUAGAAAUGUCCCCAUGGGAGGAGGACAUAGCAAAUUAUAAAUUGAAUGGAAGGUUUAACAAACCACUUCAACCAUCUUCCACUGUUCCUGAAUGGAGAACAAAAGACAAUGAUUUGCGGCUUUUGUUGUCAAAUGGAAGAAUAAUUAGAUUAUUUUGUGACAGAGAUGAACGGCAACCCUUCAGAGAUCCAAGUCUAUACACAGCAGACAGUGAAGAUGAGGAUGAGAAGAGAAGUACUAUUAAGAUGGAAGAGCAGAAGUCCCAUGCAGAUACACAGAAACCACUGAAUAUGUUUUUUGAAAGUGUGAAAUCAGAACUCAGGAAUGGCAGCUCAGAAUACUCUGAUAUUUCUGAUUCAGAAGAAUCUGAACCUGAUUGCACUAACCAGCAAAAGGACUCCUCACUAGAGGAAUCAGAAAGCUCAGGAGAUGAUGAGAAACAAGAAGUAACUUCAAUUUUUAAAGAAGAAACUAAAGUAACAAAGGACCUGUUUCAAAUUACAGAGAAGCCAUCUAGAAAUGAAAAUGCAAAUAAAAGGGAAUGUCCUACCUCGACAAGUAUGGAGGAAGAAGCUAUUCAGGGCAUGCUAUCUAUGGCAGGAUUGCACUAUACCACUUGUUUACCAGGUCAUACUCAGAGCACAGACUGCACUAACCGAAGGAGCUUUGUUCCAGAACAUAGAAGCUAUUCUAAAAAUAGACAUAAAGAUAAGAUGUCUUCUCAGAGUUAUAAAACAGAAUAUGGCAAGCACAUAAAAGAUGAAAAAGAAAUGGGAGCUUCAGUAUUUCUUACACCAUUGCAUGCAGUUCCUAAAAUUAAUCCUCAGGAGUCAGGUAAAACUCAGAAACAUCUUAAGAAGGAAGUUGCAUCUGAAACCUGUUACAGAAUUCAAGAAAACAGGAGUCAUGUGCAAAAUAAUGGAAUAAACUUCCAGCAUGGCAAGUGUAUGCGGGACUGCAGCUUAAUUGAUGGGGAGUGCAGUCUCAGCUCCGACCGACCAUAUGGUGAAGUAUCCUCUGUACCUCUUCAUCCAACCAAGCGGCCAGCAUCGAAUCCACCCCCCAUCAGCAACCAAGCAACAAAAGGCAAGCGUCCAAAGAAAGGAAUGGCAACUGCCAAACAACGGCUUGGGAAAAUUCUAAAACUGAACCGAAAUGGCCAUGUACGAUACUUAGUUUGAUGUAGUAGCUGCUUCUGCUCUUCUUUAUACAUAGACCAGUAUUGAGGGUAACAGUGCCUGGAGCUUCUGUUUUAUUCCUCUGCUUGAAGCAGAAUGCAUGUACCUUAUUUGAACACUGCCUGAUGAACAAAAACCCAAUGCUGCAUUUUCACUGUGCCACAUCUGCUGAGCAAUAACUAUUUGGGAAAUGGAAAUAUUUGAAGAGACUAUGGAUUGGAAAAUGGUCUUUUUUUCAGGGCUCAUUUUGAUGCUUUGGUAGUGUCUGAGCUAAUUCAUGAACAGAAGAGUGUGAUGAAAGUUGUAAUCAAUAAUUUAUUUGUCAGAUAUUGUCAACUAUUGAAUUCAUUUUUAAGCUAUUUAUUUGGAAAUCUUUUUGGGGAAUUAUUUUAAUUUUAAAAUGUCAAAAAUGUGAAGGUUUUAUUUGUCUUUAAUGUCUGUCUGCAAGUGAAGAGCCACACUGAUUGUUCUGGAUUCAAACAUUUGAUAUACAGAUUAUAGGUUUAAAACAUGGACAUGAUAUAUUAUGUGAUUUAUUAAGUUAAGGACAUGAAAUCACAUGUUGGAUUCUGUUCUUUCUAUAUAACAUCAUGGAUGGCUUUUUCACUGACUCCUAAAGUACAAAAUCUCAGUUUAGUUCACUGAAAUGUCUUCCCUCAUUACUGCUCUUUCCUCUUCAUGUUUCACCAUUUAUUCUGGAUUAUAAAUUAGCAUAAUAUGAGCAACAUUUGCUGCAACCCUUCCCCUUAUUUUAUUUCCAUGGUGUGGAGAAUAAUCCAUGCAAAGCAUGGAUAGCAGUAGACCCAGGUAGCACUACAGGUAUUGAUUAAAGUAUAGACAUUUAAAUACAUUUUGUGGAGAAAGACUGUUAUGGUGUCAGAGUAUUGUUUGUCUACACAUGCCAGCUGAUUAAAGGUCUUAAGUCAUUUUUGUAUAUAUGUAAAUGUGUUUGAUAGCUUUUGAAUUUCAGUAUGACGUAUUUUAUGUCAUGCUUUGCAAAGACCUGGUAGUAAAUGCUGAUUCUAAAAUGCAUGUAUAUAACCUAGAUGAAAAAUCAUAUUUUUGUAAUAUAAAAUUGAAUAUUUAAGCUCUUUUGGGGAAAAAUGGGGAAGCACCUGGACUACCGCUUUACUAAGAGGGCUAUUCAGAACCAGAGCAGGAAUAUUAGGGGUACUGCUUUAGUAGCUUUGUUUUCCUAUUGAUCAAGAGUUGAAGCAUGGCCAAAGUUGCUUGACUUUCUUAAAUAAACUUCCCAGUCUUCAAGUCAUAUCUAAAAUAACAUAUCUAGAUGUCCCAAAAUAGGACCUUUUGUGCUCAACGGUUUUAUAUAUUCAGUAUUUUCUGCAUUUAUGUGUAAUGUGUCUGAAUUAAACUAAUUAUAAUGUUUUUUGUUGCAUAUCAAACUAGUCACUGCAGGUACUAGGACUUAGCUAAACAAGGCUGCGGUCCUCAAUGAAGUUGCCACUAUCCCAUUUAACUGAAUAGAUUGUAUAACUGUGAGGGAGUGAUAGCCAAAAAUUUAAACUAGUGUUCCUAGAAUCAAAUCUGAUGAAAUUGUUUUUUCAUUAAUGAAAAAUAGGCUGAUUCUCCAUUCCUCAUGCAGCAAGUACCUUCAAAAUCAUUUUGGAGGGCUGAGGGUACCUUCUAAAGCAGAUGGGGGAAUUGCAGAAGGACUGGAAAAGGACAUCCAGCUGCAUGAGUGCCCUGCAUUUGUGUGAUAAUGGAUUUCAUCUUUCAUUAGGAAAUAAGCUCCGUUGCAAUAAAUAGGGCAGAUUUAAGAAUAUAUUAAAUGGCACUGGGGAGUAAAUGAAUAAAAAUAUAAUAGAUAUCAACCUGUGAUAUGUCUGAGGUUUUGAAAAUAGCAGUCUGUUUUUCUUGACCCUCCUUUCUUUUUAAUUUUUCUUAGCAUACAAAUGUCAAAUGUAGGGAAAACAAGACUGGAACAACCUUUUACUGCUGGCAUUGCAAACAGAAAAUUAUAGGGAGAAAACUCAACACUGGCUUUUGGAAGAGGAAGUGAUUUACUUGUCAGGUUUAACUCAUUUUUUCUAUCAUAAUUGAAGAAAAUGAGACUUUCAAGAGUCAUGUAUCUUCUAACUGAGCUACGGUGCAUUAAAAUAGAAAUACGUGUUUGUACUGUGUGUUUUCAAUACAUUUUAAAAUGUAUUCUGUCUUUUAUUUUAGGCAGAAAAACUGUUAGAAGGCACCUGGUUUUGAUUUAGCUCUAAUUUUCAUAAGCCAUAUUUUAAAGCAAUUUAUUUCUUCUUUGUGAUACUCUAGCAACAUCUGUGAUGCAAAAAACUUUGAGGGUACAAUUAACUGAAUGAUAAAUACAUUAAAAAUUAUAUCUUCUUUACUAGAUCAGAAUAAGUGACAAUUGUCACAACUGGUCUGAUUUCUCUGAGACUCAUAAUUAUUAAAAUGCAUACGUAUGCCUUUACUAGGAUGGUGAUGGAGAGGAGUAGGUUUUGGUUAGACUAUAUUUAAUAGCUAUUCCAUUUUUCUCGUUCUCUUCCCCUCUGCCUAUCCCCAUCACAUUGUUCUCCAUUGUUAUGAGCAUACAGAUAUAUCUUCUUGGACUACUAAAAUAAAAAUGCUGAAUACAAAAAUCUGGCUUUCCAUGUUUCAGAUACAAAUUGAAGCAAGUAUUCUCUCUGUUACCACUUCAGUAAGGCUUUUUCUUAGACUGUAAAUGUUUUGAGGAAGACAAAAUUAACUGUAGCUAUCAAAAUUAAUGGUUUUGAAGAAGCAAGUACAACAAUUAUUUUGGUAAUUUAAUGAAGAAAUUGCAGUGGACAGUCUUGUUUGUAUGCUAGUUGUUUCAUUUAUGUAAAACACAGUUGCAUCAGAUUUUACAUGUGUAGCAGAUGUCUGAAUUCGAUUAUGUAGCCCUAUAAUUGUUUUAUUUUCUUGAGGGCAAAAAGGAUAUUUAAACCAAUUUUGGUAUAAGAUUGCUGUGUCCUCAAUAGAGUUUUCAGAGAAGGAUCUCUUUACAUAAGUAGAGCAAGUAUUUCAGCUGUACAUUAGAAUUACCUUAGACCUCUUCCUCCCUAAACUAACAAGGUGAAAGAGAAUGUAAAAUAAAGUGUUUUGGAUUAUGUUGAAGACAGAAGUAAAAUUGAAUGUUGGUGCAGUAAUUUUAGCAGCAGCAUUUUAAAGCCACAUUUCUCAUUGUUCUACAGUCUUUGCUUACUGAAUUCAGGCGGUAUUGUAGCCUCAAAUGACCUCUGUGGUAGAUUUACCUAUGCAAUCAUUAACAUUGACAUAUGAUGAUUUUCAAAUCAUUUUGAUAGAGUUGAAUAAUGCAGUCAAAGCUAAAAUACUUACAUUAAUGUUCUUUAGUGUAAGAGCACAUGUGAUAAUCAAAUUAAAGCUACAUUAUUUCACUGAAGAUUUUAAUAUAUUUUAGACUACUUUAGUUUACCAGAAUGUUCAGUCAUUAAACUUAGGAAUCUUAGGAUGAAAAGCAACUCCAGCCUGUCUCCCUGGUUUUGCCAACUUUGUAGCUAAUAACUUGAAGGAAAUUGAGAAGCAUUAAUUUCUACACAAUCCCUUGCGUAGUGCCUCUUUGACCACAAUUCUGUGCCACAAAAAAAAAAAAAAAAAAAAAAAAAAAAGAACCACCACCACCACCCCUCUCCUUUCACCUUUUUAUAAUAACUUGCAUCCAUACUUCCAGACCAUUAAAAUCUGUUCAUGGAUUUAGGCCUAAGUGAACCCAGG
Molecule: messenger RNA, 6555 nt
Organism: Python bivittatus (Burmese python)
Lineage: Eukaryota; Metazoa; Chordata; Lepidosauria; Squamata; Pythonidae
Gene: KDM7A
Product: lysine demethylase 7A
Source: RefSeq, a predicted model, not a curated record